CUCCAAGUCGACCUUCAACCACACAACUUCCACACCGAGGAAUACUGUUCAUAUCUGGAGGUCGACGAAAUACUCAACACUUAAUACUCAGCCAUCAUGGCUUCGCGACGGAAAGCAGAGAACAAUGAAAUGGAUAGAUCCUCCGAAGCAACAGUCACUUCAUCCCCACAAAGACCUCCAAGAAGAUCCGCGAGCACAAGAGAAAAGCGCAACCCGACUAUUACUCCUCGAAAGUUCACAAGAUUCUUUACGCCUCGCUCGCAGCCUCUCCACCAGCGUCAACCAACCCGUCGUGUCUUAUUCAAUGUCCGCUCCUUUGGCGCUUCCUCAGCAUUAAACGUCCAGUCCAGCCCAUUACAAUCGAAAGGCUUCGAUGAAGAAAAUAACCCCCCUGACCUUCCAAGACAGUCGAAACGGCAGAAAAGAUUCCACACAUUGGCUUCAAGUACUCAACCUUCGGUUAUGAGUACAAAGAACCUCGGUCUCGAUAGAAUACAACAAUCUCAAUCGAAGGGUGAAUCGAAGGACGAUGUUGUUCCGUCGUCACCAUGCCCGCAGGGAAGUCACCUUGCCUUUGAGCAUGAUGGAACCCUGGACGAGGACGAGGAUGAGGACAGAGAUCAAGUAGUUUGUCCUGGCAGAAUCAGCUCAAAGGAUACUGCAACGCCGGUUCUGCGUUGGAAUCGCAAUGGCGGUCUUUCCGCACAACUAUUCGAGAUGGAGCUGGGCAAUGCAGGACGUUCCGGACGCGUGCACCACAGCUAUCCGGUCAAUGACUGGCGUGAUUCUACAGCGAAUUUCUGCAGCAAACCGGAAGAUGUUCACGAUAUCAUGAGCUUGGGCGAAGAGCCGAGACGUACUAUUCCUUUUGUUGCUCUCGGCUUAAAUAACAGCUCUCUCCUCGCGGUUGGAGAUGAAGAAGGUCGAGUUCGACUCUUGGAGUCUGCUAAAGGUGGAAAGCCAAGUUUUCAAAAGAAUUUCCUUGGUUUUCGUGUCCAUACCAAUGCUAUCAUUGAUAUGACCUUUUCUGACGAUGACAGCCUUCUUGCAACAGCGUCUGGGGACCAAAGUGCUCGUGUGGUGGAUAUGGGCACUCAAACGACGAUUGCGAUACUUGGCAUUCACACUGCAUCCUUGAAGCAAGUUCGAUUUCAGCCCGGUGCAAACAACAAGAAUGUCCUGGCCACUUCCGGCAGAGAUGGUUCUAUACAAAUAUGGGAUCUGAGAUGCAAAGGGCACAGUGGUCCACAAUGUAAAAUGUGGACACCAGUCAUCGAAAGGCGGACUGGCGCACGAUCUCGCGCAGUCGAUCAAGAUAUCUUGUAUCCUCGUCCUCUCAACAGUAUUACGGACUCACAUAGGCCCCUUCCUGGUCGAUCUCAACCCUCUACUGCUGGAUGGACUGAUCUAGCUAGUCGUGGGGAAGCUGCAAGCCGCUCGGAAUCUCUAAGUCGAUCGGCAGAUGUAUCUGUCACUGCUUUACAAUUCCUGCAUGAGGGUCUUCACCAUUUACUGCUCUCUGCAUGCGAAGCUGACGCCUCGGUCAAGUUGUGGGAUAUUCGUACUGUGUCAAGCAAACAGCGCACUUUACCCAUCUCGGGCACUGCUCUCCCGCCAUGGCACGUGAACUACCGAGAUUUCGGAAUUACAGCUCUCAAUCUCAGCUCCAAUGGAUCGAGAAUCUACGCAGUAUGCAAAGACAACAUUGUGUACACUUAUCGCACAAGUCAUCUCAUGCUCGGCCAUGCUCCAGAGCUGGAGAUUCAAAGCAACACUCGACCAAGUCAGGCUAAACUUACACAGGAGGGUCUCGGUCCCAUAUACGGCCUCCGCAACCCAAAGUUCCAUGCAAACACAUUCUACGUCAAGUCCGCACUUCGCACUACGAACAAUGGGCACAGUGAGCUGUUAGCAGUGGGCAGUAGCGAUGACUGUGCAGUCCUCUUUCCGACUGAUGAGCGGUACUUGCCUAGCCCGCAUUCUGCCCGAGGCGCGAUUCCAGUGAAGCAAGAGGAGUUUGACUGUCGUGCAAUGCCCACUUGCCCAAUUUACACGAUUGGCUCUUCUCUCACCAGAGGUCAUGAUCGUGAAGUUGGGUGUGUGACCUGGACACAUGACGGCGAGCUUGUAACUGUCGGGGAUGACCUUAUUGUCAGAUGUUGGAGAGAGGAUCGUGACUCUGCGAAGGAUCUGAGGACUGGUGGUGAAAGCGAGGGUCGACGAUGGAACUGCGGAUGGGCAACUGUUGAAGCGGACUAUGACGACGACGAUGAGUGUUGAAAAGCGAUAUCUUGAUUGUUGGAUUAUGAUCGAGGCAUGUAAUGUUUGGAGUAUAAUGAUUUUCAGCGAGCGAGCGAGCAUUGAGAAACCUGCAUUAUUGGCGUUCUACUCAGCGAGCAGGAGUUCAUACGGUUGCGGAUACCAUUAUUGCGAAGAUUCGGAACGAAUCACCUACGUGCACCCGGAAGCAUGUGGUGGAACUUUUGGUGAUGCGUGUUGAGUCGCCAAGAGAGCAAGGCAGGCUCAUCGUGUUAGUCUCUCGGCAUACAUACAUAGGUAGGUGAGGGAAGUAUGAAGUAUAUGGACUCGAGGGACAUUUCUCACGUGUAGGUAUAAGAAAUUAAAAUCCAC
This is a messenger RNA of Mollisia scopiformis, 2631 nucleotides long. Its product is annotated as WD40 repeat-like protein. NCBI's taxonomy places the organism in Eukaryota, Fungi, Ascomycota, Leotiomycetes, Helotiales, Mollisiaceae. Bases 97 to 2280 code for a protein of 727 amino acids. Gene Ontology annotation, cellular component: nucleus. Gene Ontology annotation, biological process: proteasome-mediated ubiquitin-dependent protein catabolic process. Gene Ontology annotation, molecular function: protein binding; protein-macromolecule adaptor activity. The transcript is spliced from 3 exons. The record is from RefSeq and is a predicted model, not a curated record.